This is a messenger RNA of Salvia splendens (bonfire salvia), 2121 nucleotides long. Its product is annotated as pyruvate kinase isozyme A, chloroplastic. The transcript has 8 exons. NCBI's taxonomy places the organism in Eukaryota, Viridiplantae, Streptophyta, Magnoliopsida, Lamiales, Lamiaceae. The coding region runs from base 194 to 1948 and encodes 584 amino acids. Gene Ontology annotation, biological process: glycolytic process. Gene Ontology annotation, molecular function: potassium ion binding; magnesium ion binding; pyruvate kinase activity. The record is from RefSeq and is a predicted model, not a curated record.
AUAAUUAGGGUUUGGAUUUUUUUCACAUUAUAUAUAGAUAUAUACUGUAGAUGUCAGCGGCAGUAACCAACCAACUAGCGGGAGUAUUUUUCUUGUUAAAUCCGAAAAUCUUGGCAUAUUAAAUACGAAUUCCUGACGGGUUUACCGAACCUAAACAUUGGCAAAAGGCUUCUUGUUUUGGAAUUAAAAGGUCAUGGUUGCUCUGGGAGAUUUAGCAGUCAAGUUUGGUGGGAUGAUCAAGAGAGAGGGGGCUUUUGAUUUCAAGAAUGGUGUAUUUGGUGUCCCAAUUAAGAGGAAUGAAGUGUGUGCACUUAAUUUAAGGAAGCUGAGAGCUGGUGAGUCUAGAAUUGGUGGAGUUCAGGCUGUGAUGCAAGUAGGAGUUGAGAGUGAUGCAGGGGUUUCUCCAGAUUCGAAGAGUUUGGAAGGGGCUCUGGGGUUUGAUGUGGUUACAGAAGUGGAAUUGAGGGAGAAGGGGUUCUUGGGGCUGAGGAAGACGAAGCUUGUGUGCACGAUAGGGCCCGCGUGCUGCUCUCUCGAUGAUCUGGAGAAGCUGGCUAUGGGAGGGAUGAAUGUGGCUAGGCUCAACAUGUGCCACAAUACUAGGGAGUGGCAUCAGGAUUUGAUUAGGAAGAUUAAGAAGUUGAAUGAAGAAAAGGGGUUUUGUGUGUCUCUGAUGAUUGAUACUGAGGGUAGUCAGAUUCAUGUGGUUGAUCAUGGUUCUCCUUCCACUGUUAAAGCAGGGGAAGGCUCAGUUUGGUUCUUUACAAAUGAAAAGUUUGAGGGUUCUCGUCCAUUUACGAUUCAAGCAAAUUAUGAAGGUUUUGCUGAAGGCAUACAUGUAGGCGAUGAAAUCGUAUUUGAUGGAGGAAUGGCAACCUUCAAAGUGGUGGAAAAGGUUGGGAAUGAUCUGCGUUGUCAGUGCACAGACCCUGGCUUGCUCUUGCCACGAGCUAAACUAAGUUUUUGGAGAGAUGGGAAACUUGUUGAAAAAAAUUAUCAGCUUCCUACUCUGUCACCUAAGGAUUGGUCCGACAUAGAUUUUGGGAUUUCUGAAGGUGUUGAUUUUAUUGCUAUGUCAUUUGUGAAUGACGCUGAUGCUGUCACGCAUCUGAAGAACCAUAUUUCCACCAAAUCCUCCAAAUCGAUACAAGUAUUGGCAAAGAUAGAGAGUUUGGAGGCUCUUCAUAAAUUGCAUGAAAUCGUUGCAGCUUCUGAUGGAAUCAUGAUAGCAAGAGGAGACCUUGGUGUCGAAAUCCCACUAGAACAAAUUCCAACAGUACAAGAGGAAAUCACCUACGUAUGCAGGCAGCUUAAUAAGCCAGUAUUGGUAGCUUCUCAGCUUUUGGAGUCGAUGGUUGAAUAUCCCACCCCGACAAGAGCUGAGGUUGCUGAUGUUUCAGAGGUCGUUCGCCAAUAUGCUGAUGCACUGAUGCUCUCUGGAGAGUCGGCUAUUGGACCAUUCGGACAGAAAGCUCUCUCUGUGCUGCGGAUGACCAGUAGCCGGAUGGAACUGUGGAGUCGCGAAGAGAACAGGCAAGACGUUCUGUUACAGCAUAAUCUCGAAGCAUCUUUGCCAGACCGAAUUGCUGAGCAAAUCUGUAAUUCUGCUGCAGCAAUGGCAAACAACUUAGGGCUAGAAGCUAUCUUCGUGUACACAAGGCACGGGCAGAUGGCAUCAGUGAUCUCACGCAACCGUCCAAAUCCUCCCAUAUUCGCAUUCACAAAUGACAGCAGCACGAGGAUGGCCCUCAACCUACGUUGGGGAGUCACUCCACUUCUGGUCGAUCUAUCAGAUGAUAUGGAAGGUAACAUCACCAGAUCUGUCCAUCUUCUGAAGACCAAAGGAUUGAUCAAGAAUGGUGAUACGGUGCUAGUCGUCUCCGACGUCAUCCCGACCUCCACGACACAGACUGUGUUUCAAUCCAUUCAGGUGAAAACCAUUGUGUAGGUGUGUUGUAGGUGGAGAGGAUUAGUGAUUGAUCUAUUUAGUCUGCUUGAACUUUCGAAGGUUUGCUUUUCUGCUUUAGACAUGUUUAAAUAUCAAGUUAAAUUAAACUUUUAAGACCUCUAUCAUGUUCAUGUAAUGCCAAUUUCCACCAAGUGCGACAAAAUUCUUUUCAA